AUGGACGGCGAUAGAGCGGCACCACAUCCCCCUGCACGGCCCGCUGGGCAACACGUCCCGCAGUACGCGCCGCCAGUGGCGGGCGCGUCGGAGCCCGCUGUUGCGCUCGCCUUGAUGGCCCUCGUCGCCGUCAUCGCGGUGGUGCUGCCGGCGGCGGGCGCGCACGUGGGCGUGGUGCACCAGAUCCCCGAGGGCCACGUGGGCGUGUACUGGCGCGGGGGUGCGCUGCUCAAACACGUGACGGAGCCAGGCUACCAUCUUCUGCUACCGUUCAUAACCACCUACGAGCCCAUUCAAGUCACACUGCAGACAGACCAGGUCACCAACAUCCCGUGCGGCACCAAGGGGGGAGUCAUGAUUUACUUUGACAAGAUCGAGGUGGUGAACAGGCUUCGGCACGACUACGUGCACGAGACGAUAAAGCAGUACGGGGUGAACUACGACAAGACGUGGAUCUACGACAAGAUUCACCACGAGAUCAACCAGUUCUGCAGUGCGCACUCGCUGCAGCAGGUCUACAUCGACCUCUUCGACCAGAUAGAUGAGAAGGUGAAGGAGGCGAUCAUGCGGGACCUGGUGCAGUACGCACCGGGCAUCGAGAUCAUCGGCGUGCGCGUCACCAAGCCCAAGAUCCCGCCCGUCAUCGCACGCAACUACGAGCAGAUGGAGGAGGAGAGGACCAAGGUGCUGAUAGCCAUGGAGCGACAGAAGGUGGUGGAGAAGGAAGCAGAGACGGAGAAGAAGAGGGCAGUCAGCGAGGCUGAGAUGGCUGCACAGCCCCAUCCCCCUGGUAUUCUUUCCUCUCAUGACAUCACAUCGCGCACACCCCCUCUCCUGCUCCCUGUUUCCCACCCUCCCUUCCGCUCCGUUCACUUCACCCCUCUUGCUCCUCCAUUUCUCCUCCCACCAAGCCGAGUACUGAUGGAGCAGCGGGUGCGGGAGAAGGAGUCGCAGCAGCGGCAGCAGCAAAUAGACGACGAGGUGUUUGUGGCGCGCGAGAAAGCGCUCGCCGACGCUCACCACUACAGGUGCUGGCUGGUUUUCCGGGUGCUGUGCUUGCUGCCCUGCGCCCUGGGUGCCGUGUUUGUGGGCAUGCUCCUCCCCUGA
Messenger RNA from Closterium sp. Naga37s-1, 1107 nucleotides. Lineage: Eukaryota; Viridiplantae; Streptophyta; Zygnematophyceae; Desmidiales; Closteriaceae. The record is from the annotation of a GenBank genome assembly.